UCCAUAAAGUGCAAAUAUUUUGUUGUUGCAAGUUUUCUCUCUCAAAAAGGGGCAAAUCAAAAUCGGUUUCUUGUCAGAAAACGAAAAAUUAAAUGCAAUAACAUAACAUAAAACGUGCACGUGUGAUACACACACAAAUCUGACUAUGAAAGUCACAAUUAAUUAAACUACGAAAAUUCCAUAACUUGGCCUUUGCAGCUUUCUGCGAAAGUAAACAUCAAAACAAGAAAAAUUGCGAGGGGAGAGAUUGAGGACGCUGCAACAGUAAAACCCUAAUUAAACGUCAAUUUAUUAAAUGUUUCAUUGUCGCUUUCAUCAAUUGGACCGGCCAAUGAGUUCCUUAGAAUCAAAGUAUAUAUAGUUUUGCGUAUGAUGAUGCUAUAACACCAGCAACAGCAUCAACAAAAUUCGAUAAAAAAAGGAAAAAAAUACGUUCUAAUAAUUCGACUCGUGAGCGUGCGCUGCUGUGUGUAUACAUAUACAUACAUACAUCUCCAAGUUUGUGUGUGUGUGCUUCUCUCUGUUUGUGUCAGGAAGCCACCAGAAGAAGAAUAACAUAAGAAGCAUUGCGUGGUGAAUGCAAAAGCAUUCAUAAUCCAAAAGAGAUCUAAACAACGAAGAUUGACAACAAUCUGAAAAUCUUACAUCGCCAAAAACCCCGCAAUAUGGAAUGUCGCUGAGCAAACUAUAGCACUGAGUCAAUCUCAGCCAGAAAAGAAAUAAUUAAAAUCCAGCCAAUCAUUUCGGUUCACAAACGUAACGCUUAAUGUCAGCAGGCUUAGUUGCCGACACCUUAUAACCCACACACAUCCACGUCAAGUGCAUUCCGCGGUCAGUGAUUAAACCUUAAUUUGUGUUGCAACGCUUCCCCCCAAGGCAGUGAAAAUUCCGAUAUCCUUUCGGCUUGAAAAGUUUGAAAUAGUUAGCAGAAACCCAACAAAAAUCCAGCAAAAUGACCACAGAUUUUCUGUUUCCUAAAAUAUCGGAUUGCUCUUAUGUAUCCUGUUAUUGCGAGGAGAAUGUGUGGAAACUAUGCGAACAGGUGAAACGCACGCGACCCGAAGAGCUGGCCAAGUGCUACGCUGUGUUUGUUUCCAAUGAAGGACGAACUGUGCCCCUCUGGCGUCAAAAAGCCGGACGCGGUGACGAUCAAGUUGUGAUAUGGGACUAUCAUGUCUUCUUCAUGCACAAUCCCUCGCCGAAUCGCUGCUUGGUAUUCGAUUUGGAUACAACACUACCAUUUCCAACAUAUUUCCAUAAAUACGUUACAGAGACUUUUCGUUCCGAUCUAGCCCUGAGACCAGAGCAUCAUAGAUUCUUUAGAGUUAUUCCCGCAGAUACAUAUCUUAUUGAAUUCUCAUCGGAUCGCCGACAUAUGCGUCGACCAGAUGGCAGCUGGAUAAAGCCACCGCCUUCGUAUCCUCCCAUACUUUCAAAUACAAAUAUGCACUGUCUGGGCGACUUUAUAUGUAUGAGUCCCGGCAAGGGACCUGGCGCCGUCUACAGCCUCUCCGAGUUCGUGCAAAAUUUCUACAAGUCACCCCAUGUUGUGGCGCAGCACAAUAAGUAGACGAUGUUUAACCGCAACGGCACAUUAACUGAUAUCAACUAUAAAAACCAAAUAAAUCAAACUAACCUAAAAUAAUAAGUUUGCGUUUUUGCAAUAUUCGUCAAGCAAAAAUGUCGUGCAUUAAAUUACACAAGGAGUUAAUUAACAAUUACAACACAUACAUAUUAUAUAUACUUAUAUAUAAAUAUAAAUAUACAAUACAUAUGUAUAAUAAUGUAUUUUUGUAUUCAGGCUAAACAAAAAAUAAGACAAAAACAAAAAAACAUCUGUAAGUAAAAAAUUCUGCAUCUAGCAGCUCUUAAACUUGUAUUGUAUGUAUUCAAAUUUGAUUCUAAGCAAAUUAUAAUCUAAUUAUACAUUUUUGUAUGUAUGUAUAUUCCAAAACAAAACAAAACAAAAAUCAAGAAAACAAAGUGAGACUUUUAUUCGUUAUUUAUUUAUUCUUCGAAACUUUUGCGACUUUAAUCCAACAAACCAAAAAAAACCAAAAACAAAAAUAUGAAUCGCACCAAUUACGAAUACUUAAUUAUUAUAACCACACAAUUACAUACAUAUUUAUUCAUACAUAUAUGAAGAUACCAUACAUUGUUAACAUAACUAUUUACAUACAUAUGUAUUACGCUUUGUAAUUCUGUAAUUUAAUUCGGCUUAGCUUAAAGCAAAACACGCAGCACAGCUAAUCUAAUUAGUACAUAAUUAAAUUUAAACAUGUUAACUUGUUUUACCAUUAACAUUUACAUCAAGGAUAUUUUCAACUCGUACAAUGAAUGUAAUUUAAAUUUCUACAACGAUAUGCAACACAUCUUAGCUAGUUUUUAUACUGUUUGUAUGCCACAAAUGACGAAACAAGAAAACUCCAAGCAGUGGCACCGUAGCGUUUGCAUUCCGAUGUGGUUUGUGCUAACAUACAAUAUUGUACUUACGUAUCGUCUCCUCGUUUGAUACUUGUGACACGCAAAGACUGAUUCAUUAUACGCUCAACGAUAAGAGCAUAGCACGCAACAACAAAAAAAACGUCAUCUCCCAUUCUAAACAGUCCGAAAAUAAAAAAGAAACAACUCAAGCCACGCAAAUCCGUAAGUUGUAAUUUAUUUACUUAUAUAUAUUAUAUGUUUUUUAUUUCACUUUUUACAACAGGAACUUCCAAAACUCUUUUUCGGAUUUAUAUUUUUAAAUAGUUUUACACUCGCUUAGUUAACGAUACUCACAUUUUUAUAUAAACAAACAAUUUUUACUCAAUUUUUGUAAAACGUCAAAAACAAUAUAAAUACAAUUUACAUAAAUAUAAAUGUAAAUGUAUAAUACAUAAAAUGCUGUGCAAAGUCUCAAAGUUAAACCUAAACUCUUAAUUAUAUAACUUAAAAGCAAGAUACACAGAAUAUUAAACAUUUCAAUACGAACAUUAAAUAAACAAAUCGCAGACAAAAUGCAAAAUGCAAUGCUAUCUUUAAGUAAUAUAAGAAUAUACCCAAGUUGUUUUCAAUUUUUUUCCAAUCCCCCUCUUCUCUCGUUAUAUAUGAAAAAUAGUUUGUUGACGCUGUUCUCGGAAUUUGGUUAAACUAUUUAUUUAUCAAACAACCAAACAAAAAAACUAAAACCAAAGCAAAAUAUUGAAAAUUGAGCAUUUAAGAAUCUCCAAUUAUAAAGUAUAAUAAUUACUAUAAAUACACAUUUCUAACUACUUAUAAUAUGUGUAACACUUUGUCUCUUCCAAUAUUUCUACUCAAAUUUACAGUACGUUAUAAUGAGGUACAUUGUAUACAAAUAAUACAAUUUUGGGAAAACAUUAAAAACAAAUUGGAAAAUAAUAAGAAUAAAAACAAAUAUUGUAUAUACAUUUAUAAGUAACUAAUUUGAGCGCAAGUAUUUACUGUAUGCGUAAUUUUUUGCAUAUGAUAUUAGUUAAGCAUUUAAAGCUAUUAAAAGAGCAAUCGAACAUCUAUGUCAAUACAAAGUAAAAACCAAACGAAUGUUGGAUUAUUCAAAUUGAUUUGCGUGCGCUCGUUAUACUAACGUUCGUGUUAAAGUACAAUAAGCUUAAAUGCCUAGAGAAACCAAAACAAAA
Molecule: messenger RNA, 3635 nt
Organism: Drosophila nasuta
Lineage: Eukaryota; Metazoa; Arthropoda; Insecta; Diptera; Drosophilidae
Gene: tun
Product: N-terminal glutamine amidase tungus
Exons: 5
Coding region: 953-1570 (205 amino acids)
Cellular component (GO): nucleus; cytosol
Molecular function (GO): protein-N-terminal asparagine amidohydrolase activity; protein-N-terminal glutamine amidohydrolase activity
Source: RefSeq, a predicted model, not a curated record